Molecule: messenger RNA, 1644 nt
Organism: Heteronotia binoei (common prickly gecko)
Lineage: Eukaryota; Metazoa; Chordata; Lepidosauria; Squamata; Gekkonidae
Gene: RND2
Product: Rho family GTPase 2
Exons: 5
Coding region: 31-714 (227 amino acids)
Biological process (GO): small GTPase-mediated signal transduction
Molecular function (GO): GTPase activity; GTP binding
Source: RefSeq, a predicted model, not a curated record
GGAGGGCCGGGGCCGGCCGUAGCCUGCGCCAUGGAGAGCCCGCUGGCGCGCUGCAAGAUCGUGGUGGUGGGCGACAGCCAGUGCGGCAAGACGGCGCUGCUGCACGUCUUCGCCAAGGACGCCUACCCCGAGAGCUAUGCCCCCACCGUCUUCGAGAACUACACGGCCAGUUUCGAGAUUGACAAGCAGCGGAUCGAGCUGAACAUGUGGGACACCUCAGGCUCCACAUACUAUGAUAACGUGCGCCCUCUCGCCUAUCCUGAUUCAGACGCUGUUCUCAUCUGCUUUGACAUCAGCCGUCCAGAGACCCUUGACAGUGUCCUUAAAAAGUGGCAGGGGGAGACACAGGAGUUCUGCCCCAGUGCCAAAGUGGUUCUGGUGGGAUGCAAACUGGACAUGCGCACCGACUUGAACACUUUGCGGGAACUCUCCAAACAGCGCCUUAUCCCUGUCACACAUGAGCAGGGCAGCCUGCUGGCUCGGCAGCUGGGCGCUGUGGCGUAUGUGGAAUGCUCUUCUAAGGUGUCCGAGAACAGUGUUCGGGACGUUUUCCACGUGACCACCUUGGCCUCUGUCAACCGUAUGCACAAGCAACUGAAGCGGAGCAACUCCAAACGGGGGCUGAAGCGGGUCUCGCAGAUGUCUGGGCGGAUGGACUUGUUGACUGACUCCGAGAUCAGCAAGGGCCGCGCCAAGAGCUGUUUGCUGAUGUGAGAGGAGAGGAGCCCCCAACCCCCCCCGGAGAGGAUGGACCUUAUAACUUUAUGUGUCUCGUUCAUCUCUUUUUGUCAAGGAAAGGGCCACGGGGAGGCCGCUUUCCUUUGGGCCUCCUCCCCACCAACUCGCUGGCUGGGCAGGGAAGGCUCCCUGAAGUCGCAAACGCAACGGUGCUAUCCUGGGAGGGGGGACUGUGGCACAGCGCUCAGAAGUGCUCAGGUAGGAGGAGGAAAGAGCCCAUCGCUGUGGGUGGCACAGGCAGAAGGAAAAAAACCUUCAGGUCCUGAGCUUCAGAGCCAGCUUCCAGGGUCUGGUGCCCAGGCAACCGGUUGGCUGGUCUCAUCCCAGCUGUAGUGUAUGCGUGGCAGUAUGCAGCGUGCAUGGCAUUGGGUGUACACAAGCUUCUCUGUGUCUGGAAUGCACACGCAGCUGAGAUGUGAGGCUGGUGCUCAUGCUUCAUAUCAGCCACGGAACAAAGAGGGGAGGAGUAGAGGACAAAAUGGAUUUCCCCUAGGAGGGAGGGAGUCCCUGAGGUGGCUGGGCACCUCACAAUGCUGCAGAGAAGCCCCUUGCCUUGCUGGGCCGCUGGGGCUGCAGAAGCAAAGAGCUGAAUGCUCUCUUUCCCCCCCCCCCCCCCGCAGCCAUGUCUGCUGGAGCUGCCCCCCACCCCAAGCUGCCUGCGUUGCAUGACUUCCACAUUGCUUGCCUGCUUCCCAAGAAGCAGACAUGUCAGGGCAUGGGCCCCCCUCUCUUCCCCCCCCCCCCAGCUUCUCCUGGCUUCAGACACUUUGGACUGAUACAGUGUGAUGAUACUGGUUGCUUGUGUUUUGGAUUCCCACCCAUUCACCCUCACGCAAAGCGGAGAAGAGGAUAGCGCAGUUUGCUGCCGCAGGUAGUCAAUAAAUCAUGCAAUUACAAACUAGGAAA